AUGGACAGGCGGAGGCGGUUGAUUCGGGGCAAGAAGUCAUGCUGGAGCAAGCACGAGCGACACCAGUACUGGCAGGCAGGAGCGCACGUGGAGCCAUCUGCGGCGUUUAUGCGGCAGAAGACGGAGUAUGAGCGCAUGCACCAGCGAUGCACGGAGGGCAUCACUGACUGGAAGGCCUUUUACUUCAACCAGUCCGAGGGGCUGUCACCAUCAGCGGAUGUGGAAGGGUGCAAGUAUGCGUUUCUGAUUCCCGGCCAGUGGCACGGCCUGGGCAACCGCAUCAUGUCGCUGAUAUCCACCUUCACAUACGCCUUCAUCACGCAUCGAGCCAUCCUCAUGCCAGACGAUGGCCUCAUGCCCUCCCUGCUUUGCAACCCCUUCGCCCACUCCUCCUGGCUCAUCCCCGCCUCCCACUUCUGGAGCAUUAAGGCGGACAUAGAGAAGGGCCCUCGCAACCUGGCAGAGCAGGCGGACAGGCACUCUCGAGGGGUGUUCUGCCACCUGGACUGGGUAACGCCCGAGGAGGAGUGGACGUUCUUUUGCCGGCGCACACAGGAGGAGGUGGCGGAGAAACCCUUCAUGAUGUUCUGGAGUGACAUGUACUUCGUCCCUCCGCUCUACUUCGUGCCCUCCCUCGCGGCUCGUCUGGAGGUGCUGUUUCCAGAUCGCCGGGUCUUUACACACGUUGCACGCUACAUUCUCCUGCCGGCCAACUACCUCUGGGAUCGCAUUGUGAGGGCCUUCCACGGCCACAUGGAACAUCAGGACGUGCUUGUGGGCUUGCAGGUGCGCCCAGUAGACGAGACCCAGGAGGACAUCUUUGUCCGCGUGCUGACGUGUCUCAUCAGCACGCAGUACCUGCCAGCUGUCAUCCCGCCCGACCAAUGGCAGGCCAUGGCUGACGAUGUGGACGACGAGGGGUUGAGAGGGGCGCACGGGCAGUCAAUCGGUGUGUUCGUGGCAUCUCUAAAUGGCACCUAUGGUGCUCGCCUAGCCGCCCUCUACUCUCAAGGCAAACCGCAAUCAGCGCACACUGUGACGUUUCACAGCGAGUCUCAUGACUCAACGGAGAGGCAGGAGGACAGGCAGCAGUACGCAUCAGCGCUGGUCGAGAUGUUUCUCCUCUCCUUCUCUCACCGCCUCGUUGUCUCCGACUACUCCACCUUCGGGUACACGGCGGCAGCACUGGGAGCGCUGGAUCCAUGGUCGCUCAACAUUGUGAAGCGUGGGGAGGCGGACUGGCGCCGCAACAACCGCCCCGUCUGCCAGCGCACUGAGUCACAGCCGUGCUCCCUCUCCAUCCGCCCUAAGUUCACAUGCCCUGACGGCGACUCACACACGACGGAGAGCGAAGUGUCAUUCGUGCGGUCGUGCCCUGUGAUCGGUGCCGGGCUUCAUUUGGAGCUGCCUUCUCUACCCGACUCCUCGUGA
Closterium sp. Naga37s-1 is the source of this 1431-nucleotide messenger RNA. The record is from the annotation of a GenBank genome assembly. NCBI's taxonomy places the organism in Eukaryota, Viridiplantae, Streptophyta, Zygnematophyceae, Desmidiales, Closteriaceae.